This is a messenger RNA of Aethina tumida (small hive beetle), 6375 nucleotides long. RefSeq names its product paired amphipathic helix protein Sin3b (gene Sin3A). Lineage: Eukaryota; Metazoa; Arthropoda; Insecta; Coleoptera; Nitidulidae. Gene Ontology annotation, cellular component: chromatin. The coding region runs from base 538 to 4695 and encodes 1385 amino acids. Gene Ontology annotation, molecular function: transcription corepressor activity. The record is from RefSeq and is a predicted model, not a curated record. Gene Ontology annotation, biological process: negative regulation of transcription by RNA polymerase II. The transcript is spliced from 7 exons.
CUGAAAAUCGCGCCAGAAUUUGAGUUUCACGGCUGCAUGCGCCUUGAGCGGUUUUGCAUCAAUCGUAAGCGAAGUUACAAAUGAAACAUUGGGCGAGCUCAUUCGUGUGUGGGGGGCGUCCGACCCAACACAAAAAUGAUUUUACACUAAAAUUCUUGAAAUAACGCAAAAAUACGUUUCGCAUCGUUGCGUCGUGUGUUAAUUCGAUGUUCUGAGUUUUUGGUUGGGUCGUGUCACUAAUAAAAUUUAAACAUCGAAUGAUUACCUUACCUGGCCGGACCGAUCCAUGAUGAAUGAGCUCGCCCAAACAAGCUUCUGAGAUUUUCAAGCAGCCAGUCGCCAAUCGGUCAUCGUUCUGGGUAGUUCGUAACAGAAUGUAUCAGAAUUUUCAUUUGGAGAAUUCAUGUGUAAAGUUGUUUUUUCCUGGUGCAAAUCUGAAAUAUAAGUUAGAAUAUUGCAUUGUGCUGUUUGGAGAUUUACAAUUUGGACGGGUACCCUCAAAAGAGGCUUCUAUGAGCCGCCUCAAUGUAAUUUGAAAUGAAACGGACGCGUGUGGAUGAGACAUUGAAGGAAGGAAGUGGACCAUCGCUAUCGGGUAGCAUAUACGGACAGCCUUUACAAAACUCAUCGCCAUUGUCAUAUUCGUCAAGCGGUGGCAGUACAGUGAAAGUGGUCAGUGAAGGUAUGCAAUCGAGACUAUUGCCGCCGUCGGCACCAGUAAGCUACGGCCCGAUGCCGACCGCAACUGCGAGCCACGCGGGUAAGCCGCAAGCCAUGCAGUCUAUAUCUGUGGGCAGCGCCCAUUCGCAACUACGAAAUUCAUCAGGUGGCCCUAGUCCGCAGCUCAGCGAUUCACCACAAUCGCAACAGAGCCAAUCUCCCGGGGGUGGCGGGGGUAAUUUUCAACGACUCAAAGUCGAAGACGCUCUGUCGUAUUUAGAUUUGGUUAAAUUUAAAUUUGGUACCAAGCCACAAGUUUACAACGACUUUUUAGACAUCAUGAAGGAGUUCAAGAGUCAGAGCAUCGACACGCCCGGUGUGAUACAACGCGUGUCAAAUCUUUUUAAGGGUUUUCCUGAAUUAAUUGUCGGUUUUAAUACGUUUCUGCCGCCCGGUUACAAGAUCGAAGUGCAACGCAGUGAUCAGGGGUAUGCGUUCCAGGUCUCAGUCAGCAUGCCAAGUCCCACAGGUACCAUGAAUUCAGAUCCGCAACAGCAAAAAUCAGCAAUGAUCCUUACAGGCGGUGGCACGAUAAACAUGUCGGGAGGUGGCGGACCGGUCUCCGUUCCACCGCCUCCGUCCAAUUCAGCGCCGGCCGCCGCUGCUGCUGCUGCCGCCGCCGUCGCACAACCGCAGCCGCUCGCAUUGCCGCCGCAACACGUGCAGACCGCCACCAUAACACCGCAACCGGCACCGACGCCGGUCGCUCCAGUCGUGCACCAUACGCCGGCUCCCGCAGCUAGCGCAUAUGGAGGAAGUACUGGUAACGCACCCCCAUACAACACACUAUCGCUGUCGGCCGCGCAGGCCGCAGUCAACCACGCCCUGCACGGCGGCCACACGGACGCCCCACAAAAUCAACCCGUCGAAUUUAAUCACGCAAUCAACUAUGUUAACAAAAUCAAGAACCGCUUUCAAGGCCAGCCAGAGAAGUACAAAAGGUUCCUGGAGAUCCUGCACACGUACCAAAAGGAGCAGCGCACACUGAAAGACGGUUCGACAGUUGGCACGGGAGGUCAGCAUCUGACCGAAAAGGAGGUCUACAGCCAGGUGGCGAAGCUGUUCGAGAAUCAAAGCGAUUUACUGACCGAGUUCGGUCAGUUCCUGCCCGACGCCACGAGUCACAUAAACCAACAACCCACGUCGGAGCAUCCCUUGCCGCUAAAGAAGCCGCAGAACAAGCCGUACAGGGAGCACAUCGUCGACCGACAUCUCAGUCACAAACAGUCCAGUCACAUCAUAAUUCAGGAGAGGAAACGGUCGCCGCCGUAUCCGAAUGUGUUGCACCGCGACGCGCCGCCCCCCAAAAAACACAAGCUGUCGACUUCGUGCCGCGACGUGACGCUCAGCGAGGCCGGCAAGUAUGGUACGCUGAACGACUACGCGUUCUUCGACAAAGUGCGGAAGGCGAUGCGCGCGCCCGAAGUAUACAAUAACUUUUUGCGUUGUUUGACGCUGUUCAAUCAGGAGAUCAUCUCGAAAUCUGAAUUGAAUCAGUUGGUGGUGCCGUUUUUGGGUAAGUUUCCCGAAUUGUUGCGGUGGUUUCGCGAGUUCCUCGGACAAAACGACGUCGAAGCGAUACCGUACAACGCGUGCAGGACAGAUCGACCCACGGGCGAUCACGCCUUGGAAAUCGAUUUGGCGACGGCCAAACGUCUGGGCGCCAGUUAUUGCAUUAUUCCCAAAGCACAGGAAGGACUGAAGUGUUCGGGUAGGACGCAGUUGUGUAAAGACGUGCUCAACGACCAGUGGGUGUCGUUCCCCACCUGGUCAGAGGACAGCACAUUCGUGAGUUCCAGGAAGACGCAGUACGAAGAGUACAUGUACCGAUGUGAGGACGAACGGUUCGAGUUGGAUGUCGUGAUCGAAACGAACGCGUCCACGAUCCGGGUGUUGGAGGGUGUAAAUAAGAAACUGAGCAGGAUGAGUUCGGACGAGGUGGCCAGGUACAAAUUGGACGACUCGUUAGGCGGUCAGUCUCAGACGCAGCAUCAGCGGGCGCUUAAACGUAUUUACGGGGACAAGGCGCAAGACAUUAUCGAUGGUCUGAAGAGGAACCCCUCGAUUGCGGUGCCAGUGGUGCUGCGGCGUCUUAAGGCCAAGGAAGAAGAAUGGCGGGAGGCCCAGAAAGGUUUUAACAAAAUCUGGCGGGAACAGAACGAGAAGUAUUACCUUAAGAGUCUAGACCAUCAGGGAAUCAACUUUAAGCAGACGGACGUCAAGGCUCUCAGGUCCAAGAGUUUGUUCAACGAAAUUGAAACCAUUUUUGAUGAGCGACACGAGCAAAAUGAAGACGGUGUGGAACCCAUCGUAGGACCACACAUGGUGUUAGUUUACAAGGAUCGUACUAUACUAGAUGAUGCGUCGAAUUUGCUAAUCCAUCAUCUGAAACGCCAGACCGGCAUACAGAAGGGCGAGAAGAGGCGGAUAAAGCAUUUACUUCGUCAGUUCCUUCCCGAUCUGUUCUUCCACCCUCGUCAACAAUUGAGUGACGACGAACGAGAGGAUGACGAAGAAAAAGAAGACUGUGAUGAUAGUUCUGAUAAUAGCCCGCGUGGCGAUAGCAAAAUCAAGGUUGAAAAUAUCAGUCCUGGUAAAUCACCAGGUCGCUGUGAUGGAGACAAUGUAGACGUUAAAUCAGAAGAUCAGAGAGAUGUCGAUGUUAAAGUGCCUUUACACGCUCGAGUAUCUGAUCCUGAGGAAUGUUACACUCUUUUCAUGGCCAACAACAACUGGUACAUUUUCUUGAGAUUGCACGCCAUUCUUUGUGAAAGGUUGGCGAAAAUCUACGAGCGGGCGGUGAUAUUAGUGUCCGAAGAAGUUAAUUCGAAAGGAUCUAGGAAGGAAAGCACUGCGGUGGCACUCAGAUUGAAGCCCAAGCCGCAGAUCGAGGUGGAGGCGUACUAUCCAGCAUUUUUGGACAUGGUGAAAAACCUCCUUGACGGCAACAUGGAGGCCAACACUUACGAAGACACGCUCCGGGAAAUGUUCGGGAUUCACGCUUACAUCGCGUUCACUUUAGAUAAAGUGGUGUCUUACGCGGUUAGACAGUUGCAACACUGUGUGACAGAACGAACGGCCAUCGCAUGUACGGACUUGUUCCUCAAGGAAUACAAGCGUGGUGCGGCUGGAGGAUUGUGUGCGACGGCUUACAAACGCUCAUUCCUCGAACUGGGGUACCAGAGGGCGGCCGAGAAGGCCGUCCAGGAGGAGAACUGCUUCAAGAUCUACAUUUACAAGAAGGACUGUCGCAUGACCAUCGAACUGUUAGACACGGAGCCGGAAGACCAAAGCAAAAAGGUCGAGGACGCGAAGAAGUGGAGCGAGUACAAGGAGGCUUACACGGACAUCACCAACACCGAUUGCAAGGCCAGAUCGCCGGUUUACCUCAAUCGUAACAUACAGGUCAAGAAGGAGACGUCGGAGAGUCCGCCGAACAGAGAACGCGGUCAACGCAAAAAUGCGUCCAGCGAUUGCAACGAUCGUUCCAAAGAUGACAAACGCGGCUCCAGCAAGACGGACGAGAACGACUACAGCAUAUUCGACGAGCUGGAGAGGAAGCUGAAUGAGCGCGCGUCACCUGAACGCAACCAGACGAAACAUCCUGGUUACGUGGUGUCCGACGACACCGAGUGUAACUUCAAUGUGAACAACUCAAAAAUCGCGUUUACAUACAACAAAGACAGUUACAUCUAUAAAAUGAGUGCCUUUAGUAGAGCUAGAAAGUCCCAUCCAUCCAUCACCAAGCGGAAAGCGGCCCGUUUCCGGAGCUGGCUCAAGGAAUGGACCGCCGAACACGUGACAGAUAGCCAACACAAACACUGUGUGGAUUGGUUGAUGGGCCGUUGCGAGGGCGUCGUACCGAACAAGACCCGCGUAGUAACCGACAACGAUCUCUCGCGCACCCCCUACGCACCGUACAACAGGUACCGCGUGCGUCUGAGCAGCGCCGACGGUCACAGCGACUCGACAUGAGACGCGGUCCGCGGACGUCGCCGCAACUCAUAAAAACUCGCAACAGGUCGAACAGGAUGCUAUUCUAACAAUCACGGCUAACGGUCCGAUGGUUAUUCGUACCGCAGGCAACGGACGACGUUCAGUUUCUAUAAGAUAAAUCAUAGUGUACCCCCUAAGGAAACUUCGAAACGUUAGGUGUUCCUUGGAAAGGCCAUCGACGAGUGUUUUUGUUAUUGAGGGUUUAUUCGAGCGAUUGAGCCUCUCGUUUAAUUCGAUCUCCUAAUUUAUAUUGAGGUGAGUUUUUUUCGGUGUGGGGGACUUUUUGGCCGGAGACACUAAUCAGACAUUGCAUUGGUGGCUUCCAAGGUAAUAUUUUAAUUAUAUAAUCGACAAGAAGUCCAGCUUUCUGUGUAUAAUUUUUAAGGGAUGUACAGUUUUACAAUUUUAUUUAUAUACAUUUGUGUUUUAUUAAACAUUUUUUUUAUUUUAUUUUAAAAUACAUUUUACUUUGUGACAUAUUUUAAUUUUAUAUGUAAAAAUAUACCCUAAAAAAUAUGCAUGGAAUUAUCACACGAAAAAAACUACGUUGUUUAUUGUUUAUACAUCUUUCUACGACAAAAUGUUACUAAAAUAUAUUUGUUGCGCACAACUUAUUUGUUUUUUUUUUCUUUUAUGACAUAAAACUAUGAUAUUUCAUACAGUAGAAACCCUUGAAGUGAUAUAAACCUUUUUUUAUAUGAUUUCAGACCCUAGUGGUGUACUUGUUUUGUACAGAUGUUUUAAAUCAGUUUAAAGGAGCAAUAUCAUUUAUAUUUGUUUUUAACUGUUAUAUAUUUUUAUGAGGAUUGUUCAGAAUAUUCAAAGUUUACAGUUACUAUGUUCUUCGGUUAUCCAUUGUAUUUAAUUAGUGAAUUUUUUAUUUAUUUAAAUUAUAAAAUGUAUGUUGUUGAAUGGAUAAAACAAAACUUUGAGUAUUUUGAACUUGUUUAUGGACAAUACUUUGUUUUAUUUAUUUACAAUAACAUCUUUUAUUUAUAGUACAAACUUCUUAGGACGUACGUUUUGUAAUGCUUUAAUUAACAAAGUUGUCGAUCCCUAAAUUAUUUUUCCUGGUCAUCAAGUUUCUCUAAAUGUUUUUAUUUAAAUUUUGUAUCCCGUAUUUAUUUAAUGUUGACAUAUCAUUUAUGCGGAGUUACAGUACUAAUUGAAAAUAUUCGAUCUAUCGUGUUGCGGUUUAAUGAAAAUUUUACAAAAUUUGAGAGUGGUUGCUGCGCUUCCAGUUUUCAAUUUUCGUUGAAUAAUGACCUCAGGAGGCAUCCAAAUUUAAACCUAGAUAGAAAAAGUACAAAAUAUAUAUUUUUAUAUCAAAUGUAAAUUAUUUUGUGUUUGUAAAGAUAUGUCAGCAUUCUACAUCGCCAUCCAUGUAAAUAUUGAUAAAUAGCAAUAAUGAGAAAAUAACCAAAGCAGUGCACAUAAUUUUAUAUAGUAUAAAACAUUCCAUUUUAUACGAAGGUACCAAUGUUGACUUAAAGUAAGAUUUAUUUGGUUAUUUUCGCAUUAAGAACUCCUCACUUUUAAUUAUUGUAAAAAUAUUUGUAUAGAUUAUAUUGAAAGUGAGAUAAGAUGAUGUACACAUAAUUAAAAUUUUAAAUGAAAUGUACGCAGUACAUACAGAUUUAUAAAAGAAUUCUUAUAGAA